AUGUGUGUUGAUGAUCUAGGUAGCUCAGCCAACAUCAUCAGAUCGAGGGUUGUAGAGCAAUUGGGGUUGCAGGAUCAAAUAGUGUUGGCAGUCCGGGUGUUGAACGGAUUUAACAUGGCAUGCGAAACAACUAAAAUGGAGACAACUCUACCAGUAAACACUGCAGGGACGAUCCAAGAGGCAAAGCUUUAUGUGAUCGAAGCGGACAUGAGAUAUAAUGAUCUAUUCGGAAGGCCAUGGGUUCACAACAUGAGGGCAGUACCAUCGACCUUACACCAGGCAUUGAAAUUCCCUACACCGGGAGGAAUCAAAACGGUCUAUGGAGAACAGCCGGCUGAAUAG
Molecule: messenger RNA, 342 nt
Organism: Nicotiana attenuata
Lineage: Eukaryota; Viridiplantae; Streptophyta; Magnoliopsida; Solanales; Solanaceae
Exons: 1
Coding region: 1-342 (113 amino acids)
Source: RefSeq, a predicted model, not a curated record